GAGGUGACACUUGCCCAUUUCCUCCGAAACAGCAUCCGGUGAUUAUGUCUUCACAAUCACACUCUUUUUUACACCUCAACUAACCCUUUUUUUCAUUCAAUUUUGCUAUCAUAUUCGAACACCUAAACUCAAAAUCACUCAAUUUUGUACCUCUUGUUAGCAGUAAAGAUUACUAUUCUGAAAAAGGGAUGAUCUUGAAAACUUAUAUUUUCAUCAUUUUCACUACUCUUUUUCUUCACUGGGAAACCUCAGAAACUAAAUCUCGGGGCGAUAUUGGACAAGCCAGCCUGCCACCUAGGGGUUGGAACUCCUAUGACUCAUUUUGUUGGACCAUCACCGAGGAAGAGUUUCUUCAGAAUGCAGAACUUGUAGCACAACGAUUAAAACCUCAUGGUUAUGAGUAUGUUGUCGUGGACUUCCUUUGGUAUAGGAAGAAAACAAUAGGUGCUUAUACUGAUUCUUAUGGUUUUGAUGUCUUUGAUGAGUGGGGAAGGAUGGUUCCAGACCCUGGAAGAUGGCCAUCCUCUCAAGGUGGAAAAGGGUUUUCUGAAGUUGCGGGGAAGGUUCAUAGCAUGGGACUGAAAUUUGGGAUUCAUGUAAUGAGAGGUUUAAGUCUACAAGCAUUCAAUGCUAACACUCUCGUACUGGAUAGCACUACGGGGAAAGCUUUUGAGGAGGCUGGUCGACAAUGGCGUGCACAAGAUAUUGGAAUUAAGGAGAGGACUUGUGCAUGGAUGAAAAAUGGUUUCAUGAGUGUGAAUACCAAGUUGGGAGCUGGAAGAGCAUUCCUUAGGUCACUCUAUCAACAAUAUGCUGAUUGGGGUGUUGAUUUUGUGAAACUUGACUGUGUAUUCGGUGAUGACUUGGAUUUAGAUGAGAUAAUCGUAGUUUCAGAGGUAUUGAAUGAGCUUAGCCGACCUAUCAUAUAUUCCUUGUCCCCUGGAACUAAUGCAAAACCAAUCAUAGCGAAGGAAGUUAGUGGAUUGGUCAAUAUGUAUCGAGUAACUGGGGAUGACUGGGAUACUUGGGAAGAUGUCGCUGCUCAUUUCAACGUUGCGAGGGACUUCACUGCUGCUAACUUAGUAGGAGUCAAGGGCCUGAAGGGGAAGUCGUGGCCUGACUUAGAUAUGCUACCACUUGGAUGGUUAACAGAAGCAGGUUCAAAUGAAGGCCCACACAGAUAUUGCAGGCUUAAUCUGGAUGAGCAACGUACUCAGGUGACUCUAUGGUCCAUGGUCAGGUCCCCUCUCAUCUUUGGUGGAGAUAUGAGAAAGCUUGAUGCUUCUACAUUCAGUCUUCUUACAAAUCCUACUCUGUUGGAGAUUAACUGGUUUAGCUCUAACAACAUGGAGUUUCAUUACGUGAAAGGCUCCUUAAGUUCAUCCGGAAAACAUAGCUUGAUUAACCAUACUGAGGAUAAAGAAAAAAUAAAUGUGUUGGAGACGCGAGUUUUGGCUCUAAGGAGCUGCAAAGAUGUAAAGGCAAAUGGCUGGUCUACUAAAGUUCUUGACAGUGUAGAGAAAGUGUGCUGGGAAGAGAACUCAAAUAAACGCCAGGCACCUUUUUGUCUAAACAAGAGAGAAGCACUUUCAGCAUCAGAAGGGGAGACGGUAUAUCAGCACCAAAAUCUCGGGAGACUUCACUUAUUCGUAACAGAGAGAACAGAACUUUGUUUUGGUGCAUCUUCAAAUAGAAAGCUUGCAGCUAAUGAGAUCAGCAGAGGUUCAUUUUCACGGUGCAGAUCACAUGCCAACCAGAUGUGGGAGAACUACAAUGGAACCCUCAUGAAUAGUUAUUCCGGUCUUUGUGCUAUCAUGGAUUUUGUCAGAGCUUCUUCUGGUGGAAUUAGGUCCUGGCUUGCUACUGGAAGGAGAGGAGAGAUCUACUUGGCUUUCUUCAAUUUGAACAACCAGGUGACAAAAAUGUCAGCGAAGCUAUCAGACAUAACGAACGCAAUUCAUGCUACAAGUUCAAAGUGCUCAGGCAGAGAAGUGUGGAGUGGCACAAAUCUUGGAGCCAUAAAAGACUCGAUAUCUAUGCCAGUAAACGCUCACGGAUGUGCGUUGUUUGUGUUGAACUGCACAUAAUGUUGAAUGCAACAAGGGAUGUUAUACAUCAACCACAUUGUAUAUUCAUCUUUUGUACUACUUCUGUUGAAUCCUUUACUGAUGAAAUGAAAUACCACUAUCCUUGUGUCUUA
Messenger RNA from Solanum pennellii, 2200 nucleotides. RefSeq lists its product as uncharacterized. Bases 189 to 2087 code for a protein of 632 amino acids. The transcript has 14 exons. Gene Ontology annotation, biological process: carbohydrate metabolic process. NCBI's taxonomy places the organism in Eukaryota, Viridiplantae, Streptophyta, Magnoliopsida, Solanales, Solanaceae. The record is from RefSeq and is a predicted model, not a curated record. Gene Ontology annotation, molecular function: hydrolase activity, hydrolyzing O-glycosyl compounds.